Rana temporaria (common frog) is the source of this 1751-nucleotide messenger RNA. RefSeq names its product X-ray repair cross complementing 3 (gene XRCC3). Gene Ontology annotation, cellular component: Rad51C-XRCC3 complex; replication fork. Lineage: Eukaryota; Metazoa; Chordata; Amphibia; Anura; Ranidae. The coding region runs from base 100 to 1308 and encodes 402 amino acids. The transcript has 8 exons. The record is from RefSeq and is a predicted model, not a curated record. Gene Ontology annotation, biological process: t-circle formation; resolution of mitotic recombination intermediates; telomere maintenance via recombination. Gene Ontology annotation, molecular function: four-way junction DNA binding; ATP binding; ATP-dependent DNA damage sensor activity.
AGUCCUGCGUAAGAGAGAUGGCUCCAAUGGGAGCGGAAUUCGGAGAGCACGUGACGUUUGUUGUCCCUGGUCACGGCCAAUGAUUGGAAGGGGUGGCUGAUGACGGGCGGCGAGGUGGUUGGUGAUUGGAUGGGAGCUUUGUUUGUCUGGAAGGUGAUUGGCUGCGGAGAGGGCGCGGUGUUCGCAGUGAGUAGAAGAUGGGACAGGCGGGUGCAGGAGCAGCGGUGUGUACUGUGGGGACCGCGGAGAAAUCCUCAUGAAGACAUGGACUGGACUCAGCUGGAUGUGCAUCCUCGUAUCAUCUCCGCUGUUAUCAAGGCAAACAUUAAGUCUCCCAAAGACCUUCUUAUUUCCUCUAUUGGGGAUUUGCAGAAAGUGACUCAGCUCUCCAUUACUGACAUCUAUGACUUACAGAAAGCAACUGGCGCAGCUCUCCAGAAACAUUCAGCACUUACAGCUUUGCAGCUCUACACAGAAAAGUCCAGAUUCCCCGCACAGCACCAGAAACUGAGCCUCGGAUGUGGAGUUCUAAAUAAUCUGCUGAGAGGAGGGCUCCCCCUGGUGGGCAUUACAGAGCUGGCAGGAGAGAGCUCCGCAGGAAAGACUCAGAUAGCCCUGCAGCUGUGCCUUUCUGUUCAGUACCCAGAGACCUAUGGUGGUCUUGGAGCAGGGGCUGUAUACAUCUGCACAGAAGACGCCUUCCCAAAUAAGCGCCUCCUACAGCUGAUAAAGACUCAGCACAGACUGAGAACAGAUGUUCCGGCUGAUGUCGUUCGCAAAAUCCGAUUUGGAGAUCAUGUUUUCAUCGAGCAUGCGGCCGAUAUAGACAUGCUCAUCGAGUGCAUCACCAAGAAGCUUCCCAUCCUCCUCCUCCGGGGUCAGGUCCGUCUGAUCAUCAUAGACUCUAUUGCUGCUUUGUUUCGCUGUGAAUUUGCUGCAAAGGAUGCAGUCGUGAAAGCAAAACAUCUUCAGACGAUUGGGGCCAAACUCCACCAGUUAAGCCGAGACUUUACAACUCCUGUAUUCUGCAUUAAUCAGGUUACAGAUGCCAUGAAAGAAGCAAACUCUGUGCCGAUCCAUAUUGGAUUGGAGGAUAAAAAGAUGCUACCGGCCUUGGGAAUUUCUUGGUCAAAUCAGCUUCUAAUGAGACUCAUGGUGGCACGGACACAGCGCGAGGCUCCUCCGCCAUUCAUUGGCUGCAUUUUACGGACAAUGGAAGUCAUCUUUGCACCGCAUAUUCCACAAGCCACCUGCUACUACACAAUAGACUUGGAAGGUGUGAAGGGAGUAGAAGUACAGGGCAUGUAACUUAUAUGAAUCAAAGGUGGCCAACUGAAAGGACUAUACAGCAGAGAUUCCAAGCCCCCUAACUGAUGAAACAUUUUCUUUUUCUUUUCUUUUGAACUGGGUACUGUACCAAUGAAUAAUGCACAGAUAUCUUUUAGAAGCUUCUCACGAAUGGUUAUUGAAGACUUUUAAAGAAUAUACAUAAAGCCAUGGUGCCCCAAAAAGAAACGUUUAAUAUGUUGCAGCUCACCAAUCCUUGGAUGUGGUGGCUGCUUUAGUUUUCUUUUUUUUUUACUUUACCUGGACAAGAUAAUCUAGCAAGUAACACACUUCCUAUCUUAGGAUGGCUCCAGUCUAUGUACACUUUGUCCCAUGGGGGAUGGGUGCGGAACAAGUUUAAAAAAAAGUAGAUAAUUCUUUAAGAAUUUGACCUGUUUUAACCAAUGACUUCAUUGAUGAUCAAA